Perkinsus marinus ATCC 50983 is the source of this 1101-nucleotide messenger RNA. Its product is annotated as 26s proteasome subunit p55, putative. The record is from RefSeq and is a predicted model, not a curated record. Bases 1 to 1062 code for a protein of 353 amino acids. NCBI's taxonomy places the organism in Eukaryota, Perkinsozoa, Perkinsida, Perkinsidae. The transcript has 14 exons. Gene Ontology annotation, cellular component: proteasome regulatory particle, lid subcomplex; nuclear proteasome complex; cytoplasm.
AUGUUCAGGGGUUCGAGUGAUAACGUUGACGUCGACUUGACGUAUUUUUUAGGCAAGAUAUUCGUCGAAGUUGAGCGCGCUCGACUGCGUUUGAGGCUUGCACACAUGAAGGAGGAAGAUGGAGAACCGAUUGAGGCCGCGAACAUCAUCCAAGAUGAGCAGGUUGAGACAUGUGGUGCGAUGGAGAAAAACGAGAAGGCCGAAUACAUUCUGGAACAGAUGCGUCUAGUGCUGCGAAAAGGCGACUACAUACGCACACAAAUCAUAUCGAGGAAGAUCAACCCGAGGCAGUUGGAGAGAGAUGAGGGCAUGCAGGAUAUCAAGAUCACAUACUAUACGUAUCUUGUUCGCUACUGGCUUCACGAGAAGAACUACCUGGAGGUGUAUAAGUGCUACCGAGCUAUACUGAAUACUAAGAAGACUCAGGAGGACGAGUCCAAAUGGACUGAAGCUCUGGAGUGCUCGGUGUUGUACCUGAUCCUGUCGCCUUACACCAAUGAGCAAAGCGAUUCUCUGUACAAGCUGCGAGAGUCUGAGAAGAAGCGCUUGGAGAGCGUCCCUGUAUACAGUGAUUUGCUGAACGCGUUCCUGGCUGAGGAGCUAGUGCCAUCUCCGCUUCCCAACGAAGAGACUGUCAAGGCUCAUAAGGUGUUCAAUGAUGCUGUUGCCGACAAGGAGGCGGAAUAUUUGGGCGGGGCCGAGAGGUGGAGCCUUUUCCGGAAGCGCGUUGUCCAACAUAAUAUCGUGAAAGUGGCUGCCGUGUACUACACCAGGAUUCAUUCUGCGUCUCUGGCGAAGAUGAUUGGAGUUACUGUGGACGAGACUGAGAAGGAAGUAUGCGAGCUCGUGACUGGUGGCUUCCUUGAUGCCAAGAUUGACCGUCCCGCCGGAAUAAUCAGGUUCGGUCGGAGGCUGACUACAACCCAGCGUUUGGAUAAGUGGAGCUCAGAUAUACAUAACCUGUUGGACUUGGUCGAGUCCACUGGCCAUCUCAUCGCUAAGGAGCAGAUGAUCAGCGCUGCUCGAGCGAAGAUGCGCGCGAGAACUACGGCCGCUAAGUGAAUAUGAUACCCCCAAUAUGUUGCUGGAAUCGGAUAAGUU